AUGCAAAUCCGGAAGCAGUUCCGACAGGCGGUGAAAACGCAGACGCGCCAAUACAAAUUAUUGCAAUCGCAGCUGACUCAGCAGUUGUCGAAAGAAGAACAGCGGGACGUGCUGACGCGUUUGAAAGAGGAACAGAAGCGCAAGCUGGCGCUUUUGGCAGAACAGUACGAAAAUUCGAUAGGCGACAUGAUGGAGAAACAGACGGUGAAGUUGGAAACAUGGCAAGAAGAGGAAGAGCGCCAAAUGAAAAACACCUUAUCUCAGGAACUGGAGUUGCUAAUGGCAUUCCAGAGUAAACAGAGGAUUCAGAUGGAACAGCAGAACGAGCGCGAAAGGCUGCGUCUCGAAGAGAAGGUUUCCCUGCGAUGUGCUGCGCUGGAACAGAAGAUUGAAGAAGAAGAGGCUCGGUUCGAGAAGGAACGACAAGAAAGGAUUAAGCAGCUGCAGAAUCGACAAAAACAAGAGGCGGAAUCUUUCGACGAAGAGAGUGUCAGAAUGGGCUUUUCCCUUGUGGCUCUUUCGUCUCCUUUGAACGCUUCUCAAAUAGACGCUUCUGACGGUGAGGACCUGUCGCUGAACAAUUCAUUUUCAUAA
Molecule: messenger RNA, 594 nt
Organism: Soboliphyme baturini
Lineage: Eukaryota; Metazoa; Nematoda; Enoplea; Dioctophymatida; Soboliphymatidae
Source: the annotation of a GenBank genome assembly